Phlebotomus argentipes is the source of this 10626-nucleotide messenger RNA. RefSeq names its product protein dachsous (gene ds). The record is from RefSeq and is a predicted model, not a curated record. The transcript is spliced from 15 exons. Gene Ontology annotation, biological process: homophilic cell-cell adhesion. The coding region runs from base 1 to 10614 and encodes 3537 amino acids. Lineage: Eukaryota; Metazoa; Arthropoda; Insecta; Diptera; Psychodidae. Gene Ontology annotation, molecular function: calcium ion binding. Gene Ontology annotation, cellular component: plasma membrane.
AUGACGAAUCCGCUGCGCGAGAAGAAUGUCCGAGAGACGCCAGAGAGGCCUCAGAGGGUCACCGUCGGUCCAUUAGAUUUUUUGGCAUCAACAGCUUUUCUUGUACCUGUGUCCCACCUCAAUUGCUUCACGCACAGAGAGAUUCCAGCCCACGACCGUUCCACAAUAGAGGCUCUUCUCUAUUUUUGGGCACGACUUGAGAUACAGGUGAUGGUGCGACGAGGAAAUGGUGGAGGCGACCCCAAGCGUCGCCCACUGAUCAUGCUGUGGAUCGCGCUUUGCCUGCUGGCGGUCGGAGCCGACGCCGAGCACGUGCGCGAGCUAGAAGUGUCGGAAGGGGUGCCGAUAGGGCACCAGAUCGGCUUCAUCGGGGAGUUCCUGCACGGCCUGGACAGCGGGCCGCCCUACUUGAUCGUGCCGGUGCCAGGCAGUGCGGUGGAUAGCGACCUGGCCAUCGAUCACACAACGGGCGAGAUCAGGACGAAAGUGGCGCUGGAUCGUGAGACUCGCGCCUCGUACUCACUCGUGGCGAUUCCGCUCAGUGGCGCGAAUGUUCGUGUUGUUGUGCGUGUGCUGGACGAGAACGACAAUGCCCCGAUCUUUCCCACACCCGUCAUGAACAUUGAGUUUCCGGAGAACACACCUCGUGACGUCAAGCGCACCCUGAAUCCCGCGCGAGACCUGGAUUUGGGGCGCUACAACACGCAGCGCUACAACAUUGUGUCCGGCAACGUGAACAACGCCUUUCGGCUGUCGUCGCACCGCGAACGAGAUGGGGUUUUGUACCUCGAUCUGCAGAUCAAUGGCUUCCUCGACAGGGAGACCAUUCCUGCGUACAGUCUCGUGAUCGAGGCCCUCGAUGGCGGAACGCCACCGUUGCAGGGCCAAAUGACGGUGAACAUCACAAUUCAGGAUGUCAAUGACAACCAGCCCAUCUUCAACCAGAGCCGAUACUUUGCCAGUGUCCCCGAGAACGCCACGGUCGGCUCGAGUGUUCUUCAAGUGUUCGCCACGGACAUUGACGCUGGUGAGAAUGGGUAUGUGGAGUAUGCGAUCAACCGUCGUCAGAGCGACAAGGAGCAAAUGUUUAAGAUUGAUCCGCAAACAGGUUGGAUUGCCGUGAACAAGCCUCUGGAUUUUGAAACGAAGGAACUGCACGAGUUGGUUGUAGUGGCCAAAGAUCACGGCAUUCAACCACUAGAAACAACGACUUUCGUAUCAAUAAGAGUGACUGAUGUGAAUGACAAUCAGCCGAUUAUUAAUGUGAUUUUCUUAAGUGACGAUGCCACUCCGAAGAUCUCGGAAUCGGCCCAACCUGGCGAGUUUGUCGCUAGGAUAAGUGUUAAUGAUCCGGAUUCAAAGACAGAGUACUCAAAUGUGAAUGUGACGCUGAGUGGCGGCGACGGUCGGUUCGGACUGACUACGCGUGAUAACAUUAUUUAUCUAGUGAUUGUGUCCUUGCCGUUGGAUCGCGAACUACAGCCGAACUACACUCUGAGCGUUGUUGCCACGGACACAGGCAAUCCUCCUCUGCACGCCAGCAAAACCAUCUAUCUUCGCGUGACUGAUAUCAACGACAACGCUCCUGAGUUCGAGAGCGAUGUGUAUCGCGCUAACGUGAUGGAGAUUGCUGAUCCGGGAACCUCUGUUAUUCAAUUGAUCGCAGUCGAUAGGGACGAAGGCAACAAUUCCGCCAUUGUGUACUCCUUGCUCGACACUCCCGACACUCACUCGCAGUGGUUCCAAAUAGACUCGCAUAGUGGACUUAUCACAACUCGUGCUCAUAUUGAUUGUGAAACCGAACCUGUGCCGCAGCUCACGGUUGUGGCGAAAGAUAACGGACAUCCUCCGUUGUCCUCAACAGUGACAGUGUUUGUGACCAUCCACGAUGUCAACGACAACGAACCCAUCUUCGAUCAGAGCUUCUACAAUGUUUCCGUGGCGGAGAACGAGCCCAAAGGACGCUGUAUCUUAAAGGUAUCCGCCACUGAUCUGGACUGCGGCGUCAAUGCCAUGGUGAACUACACUCUGGUCACCGGCUUCAGGAAACUGAAGGAGUUCGAGGUGAAAUCCGCCACGGGUGAGGUCUGCAUUUCCGGCGAUUUGGACUACGAGCUCCGGACUUCUUAUGAGUUUCCCAUAAUCGCCACGGAUCGAGGUGGGCUCAGCACCACGGCAAUGGUUAAGAUUCAGCUGACCGACGUCAAUGACAACCGGCCGACGUUCUACCCGCGGGAGUACAAUGUGUCCCUAAGGGAGCCCCUGCCCUCGUCCUCGUCAGUCACGCCCGUGGUCGUGGUGGUGGCCACGGACCCGGACUCUGGCCGCUUCGGCGUGGUGACGUACAGAAUUGUGGGUGGCAACGAGGCGGGCAUCUUCAGGAUCGACAGGAUCACAGGUGAGAUCUUCCUGGCGCGUCCGACGAUACUUUCCAGCCGGGUGCAGCCCUACCAUUGGCUCAACAUCUCCGCCAGCGACGGCGGAGGCCUCAGAACUAGUCAAGAUGCCGAAGUGUUCAUUAGCGUGAUUGAUUCGGCGCAGAGGCCACCGAUCUUCGAGAAGCCACGCUACAACUACUACGUCAAGGAGGACGUGAAGCGGGGCACUGUCGUGGGAGCCGUUUCGGCCACAAGCAGUGACUCAGGGAGUCGAGGCACUGUGCGAUACUCAAUCUAUUCAGGUGAUCCUGAUGGUUACUUCAGCAUCGAUCCUGUGUCUGGUAACAUCCGCAUCGCCAGCCCGCUGGAUCAUGAGUCCAAAGUUCAGGUUCUGCUCAAUGUCCAAGCCACGAGCGGAGAUCCUCCGGUCUACGGUCACACUCAGGUUAACAUUGACAUCGAAGACGUGAACGACAAUCCGCCAGAAUUUGAAUCCAGCACAGUUAGGAUUUCUGUCCCGGAGAAUGUUGAGCUGGGCACGCCGCUGUACGUCGCCAAUGCCCACGACCGCGACUCCGGGAAGAGCGGUGUGGUCACGUAUCGGCUGUCGAAUAUCGCGAGUGGCGGGGACUCGGGUCAGAGUGACUCGAAUCUCUUCAGCAUCGACUCACGCACGGGUCACUUGACCCUCUCUCGCCACCUCGACUACGAAACCACGCAGAGGCACUCGCUGAUCGUGACGGCCACGGACUCGGGCGAACCUCCCUUGGCCGCCAAUCUCACGGUGCUGGUCGAGGUGCAAGAUGUCAAUGACAAUCCACCCGUGUUCGAGCGCAAUGAGUACACCGUUAAAGUGUCCGAAUCGACAACCAUCAAUUCGCAGAUAUUGCAGGUCGCCGCCGUUGACCUGGACACUGGGAACAACGCACGACUCACAUACCGUAUUGUUGGUGGCGGUGGCGGUGAUCAGAUUGCACAUCUGGAGAACAAAACGACUGCCUCACGAUACGACGAGGAUGUGAGUGAGGUAUUCGGCAUCUUUCCCAACAGUGGAUGGCUCUACUUGCACCGUAUGCUGGAUCGUGAAACACGUGGUCGGUAUGAGAUAACUGUUGUGGCAACUGAUAACGGUACACCCGCGGCCACGGCCACAACACGUGUCAUUGUCAAUGUCCUGGAUGCCAAUGACAACGAUCCGCGCUUCUCACGUGACAACUAUGAGUUUAGCGUGGAGGAGAAUCUGCGUCGGGGUGCAAUUGUUGGCCUCUUGGUCGCCACGGAUGCCGAUCUGGAUGCAAAUGCAGCCAUCAGAUACACGCUCAUACCGAGCAAUACCAGCUUCCAAGUCAAUCCCAUGACAGGUGAAAUCAUAACCCGCGAGCCUCUUGACCGGGAAACCAGAUCGUCUUAUGAUCUCGUGGCCGAAGCUCGCGAUCAAGGUACGCCUUAUCGCAGCAGCAGAGUCUCAGUGCGCGUCCUAGUCACUGACGUCAACGAUAACGCUCCGGACAUCAUUGAUCCUCAGGAGGAUGUGGUCAGUGUGCGUGAGGAGCAGCCGCCGGGAACUGAGGUGGUCAGAAUCCGGGCAAUUGAUCGGGACAACGGAUACAAUGCUUCCGUGUCAUACUCGAUUCUGAAGGGUCGAGAUUCUGACGGCUUUGGACUAUUCUCGAUCGACCCUAUGACGGGACUGAUCAAGACGCGGGCAUCGCUGGAUCACGAGGAGAAGAGCAUCUAUCGCCUAGCCGUGGCGGCGACAGACGGAGGGAAGCCGCCGAAGCAAACGGUGCGCCUUCUGAGGGUCGAAGUGCUGGAUUUGAACGACAAUCGUCCCACAUUCACGAGUUCCAGCCUUUUGUUCAAGGUUCGCGAGGAUGUGUCUGUGGGUCACGUUGUGGGCUCCGUUAGUGGCUCUGAUCAUUCGGAAUCCGACAAUUUCAUCUCCGGCAAUAGUCUCUACAUCACGUACACCUUAACGUCCAUUACGUCUGAUGUUGUGGAUGGCGCCUUUGACAUGGAUCGCAACACGGGCUCCUUGAUCGUCACGCGGAAGUUGGACCGUGAGCAGCAAAGUGAAUAUAGACUGGAGAUCAGAGCUCUCGACACGAGCGCCUCCAACAAUCCUCAGAGCUCAGCCGUCACCGUGCGAGUGGACAUUGUAGAUGUCAAUGAUAACAGCCCAGUUUGGCAUACGGAUCCAAUCACGAUUGAGAUCGCAGAGAGCGCGAGUGUGGGAUCAGUUGUCUACAACUUCUCUGCCCACGAUGCCGAUGAGGGAGUGAAUGGCGAGAUUCAGUACCACAUGGUCAAGCAUUCUCCCGGGGAGGCUGGAACUUUUGAGUUGGAUCCGCUGACUGGGAGUCUGACCUUACUGAAGCCGCUGGAUUUUGAAAAUUGUCGCAACUUCCUCCUUGUCGUCCAGGCCACUGAUCAAGCUACGAUCGUGAGUGAUCGCAGAAAUACUUCAGUCACAGCUAUGAUCACUGUGACUGAUGUGAAUGACAACGCCCCUGCUUUCGUCCUGCCUUCGUCUGACGGAGAAGUGAUCUAUCUCAGCGAUUCAGCUACUGUAGGCCAGUUAGUCACUCAUAUAGUCGCCGUUGACGCAGACAGUGGUGAUAAUGGCCGCGUAAUCUACAGCAUCGUCAGUGGCAACGACGAUGAACGCUUCAGUAUUGACUCUGAGAGUGGAAACAUCGUUCUGGCAAAGCCAAUCAUAGGCCAUCAAUCGUCAGCUAGGCAUCUUCAUCAUGCCACCAAUGGAAGAAAUGCUGGAAAAUACAACAUUAUCGUCAGUGCCACCGACAAAGGGAUUCCGAUCCCCAAAGAAAAUCGUCGAACUCUGCAGAUCGUCAUUCAAGGAUCUACUAACAAUCCACCGCGCUUCCUAGAACCCGUCUACCACGUGAAUGUGUCGGAGAACAUUCCGUCCGGAAGCUUCGUCACGCGAGUGGGUGCCAAAUCAUUCCAGCCUGAUAAUGGUGGCAAUUUGACCUUUGAGAUACCAAAUGGAGUGGCCGAUGAUCACUUUGUUGUGGAUCCCAUCCGCGGAAUUAUCACAACACGGGGCGCUUUUGAUCGUGAGUCUAAGGACAUGUACACAGUGCCGGUGUACGUGAAGGAGUCCAGUUUCUCAGCCAGCAAAGUCAAGUCGUCCGGCGGGAAGGCGGCCACUUGGCAAUUCGACGUCGCCACCAUCGUGGUGAGGGUGACUGAUGUCAAUGAUCAUGCCCCAGAGUUCCGCCCUGGAUCGUGUUACCCACUGAGAGUGCCCGAAAAUAGCGAUUUGGCCGUCAUCCACACAGUCGUGGCCACCGAUCUGGAUGAAGGACUCAAUGGAGAUAUCAUUUACAGCAUUACAGGUGGAAAUAUCGGCAACAAGUUCAGCAUUGACAUGCACACGGGCGAAUUAACAGCCCGUCCGCUGGAUCGCGAGGUCCAGUCGCGCUAUACAAUUCAAGUGACAGCCCAAGAUCGCGGCUCACCGAUCGCAUAUCAUGGCACGUGCAAUAUAUCUAUAGCCGUUGAGGACCAAAAUGACAAUGAUCCACGAUUUGAAUUGUCGAAAUAUAUUGCGACGAUCGCCGAGGAUGUGGCCAUCGGCACAUCAGUGCUCACCGUGCGGGCCACAGACGUGGAUUUGGGCAUCAAUGCCCGGAUCGUCUAUUCGCUGGCCAACGAGACGCAGUGGCUGUUCAGCAUUGACAAUCGGAGUGGACUUAUAACGACAGCAGGGCUCUUUGAUCGAGAAAAGGAGAACAUCUACAACUUCAUGGUGGUAGCAACUGACGGCGGAAAGUAUGAUACGCGAUCCCAGAAAGUCCCUGUGCAGAUCAUCAUUGAGGAUGUGAAUGACAACAAGCCAGUGUUUGAGAAAUAUCCUUUCAAGGGUCACGUGGCGGCCUUUGUGCAGCCCGGACAAACUCUCCUGCAAGUCUCGGCGACAGAUGGCGAUCAAGGGACUAAUGGUGAGAUUCUCUACAGUCUUAUCAAUGAUGCGACAAACGGAAAGUUCCGGAUAAACCCCAACACAGGCGCUCUGAGCGCUACUCAAAGUUUGGCGAGUGAGAAUGGAAAGCUGCUGCAUCUGGAAGUGAUCGCUCGGGACAAGGGAAAUCCUCCACAGACCGCCACCGGACUUAUCGAACUUCAAGUUGGUGAUGUUCCUCCGGGAACGCCACAUCUUCGCUUCCAGAAUGACACCUAUGUUGUUCGACUGCCGGAGAAUGGGGUCUCUGGACAAUCUGUCGUUCAGCUGAAUGCCGUUCGAAGUGAUGGGCGACGUCAGAGAAUCAUUUAUAAGAUCGGGAGUGGAAACGAGGAUGGAGCUUUCACGAUCGAUCCGGCAACGGAUGAGAUCAAGAUCCACAAUGCGGAUCAGCUGGACUUUGAGAAGUAUCCGAAGGGCUUGAAGCUGAUCGCAGUGGCGAGAACCGAGGGUAAUCCCGUGCUGUAUGGUUACUGUGAGGUGAAGGUGCUUCUUGUGGAUGAAAAUGACAACGCUCCCAGAUUCACGCAGCAUCAGUAUUCAGCGGCCGUGUGGGAGGGCAACAACAAGGGCACGUUCGUGAUGCAAGUGUCAGCCUACGAUGCCGACCAAGGAUCGAACUCACGCAUCCUGUACCACAUCGUGGACGGAAAUCAUGACAACGCCUUCAUCAUCGAACCAGCGUUCAGUGGCGUUGUGAAGACGAACAUCGUGCUGGAUCGCGAAAUCAGGGACAUGUAUCGAUUGAAGGUGAUCGCAACGGAUGAAGGGGUGCCACAGAUGACGGGCACAACGACAAUCCAGGUGCACAUUGUGGACGUGAACGACAACCAACCCACAUUUCCGCCUCACAGCGUUAUCAGCGUGAGCGAAGGAAUUGAAUUGGGAACAGUGCUGACGUCCAUCACGGCCAAUGAUGUGGACACCAAUCCCGCUCUGACGUACAGCUUUGUCGACGAGGCUUCCGAUCCCGACACCACCAACAUCUUCGCCAUUGACCGCUUCAGUGGCAAAGUGAUCCUGCGCCAGCGGCUGGACUAUGAGACACGACAGGAGUAUCAAUUAAAGAUCAGUGCGUCCGACACGUCACACCUGGCGCAAACAACCCUCACGAUCCGUGUCACAGAUCAGAACGACAAUGCGCCAAUCUUCCAGCAGCCGGCCUAUCACACCACACUGCCCGAGGAAGUCAACAAUGCCGAAUUGGAGAUCCUCACCGUGAAUGCCACAGAUGCCGACAGCGAGGUCAAUGCCAAGAUCAGGUACUCCAUUGCCAAGUUGAUCGCUGGCUUUAGGAUUGGGGAAACGUCUGGUAUUCUCUAUGCCAACACUUCGCGCAUCUCCAAACCCUUGCGCGAGGACAUUCAUCUGACCAUUGUGGCCACGGACUCGGGAAGUGUUCCUCUCACAGCCACCACAACUGUUCGCAUUCAUGUGAACUCCAAUUCGCACGCGAAACCGCAGUUUAUGCAGAAUCAAUAUCGGGCGAGCGUCAAGGAAGACAUCUCACGGGGCUCUGCAGUUAUUCGCCUAUCACCGCCAGACUUGCCAGAAAUUGAUGCCCAGAGUUUGAUGAACUUGGAGAUUGUCUCUGGGAAUGACAAUGGCACUUUUGAGAUCACCAAUCCUGGAGCUACUAUAAUAACUGUGAAGACGCUGGAUCGCGAGGAAACGGAUCUGUAUCAUUUGCGGUUGAUGAUGUGUGAACGAGGGAAGCCCACACGGAAAGAUGACAAUUCCACGGCCAUAAACGUCUUCAUAACAGUGGAUGAUGCCAAUGAUAAUGUGCCAGUGUUUCAAGCUGCCACUUACGAAGCCACCAUAAGCGAGGCAGCCACGCUGAGGCACUCAAUAACCAAGAUCCAGGCUGUAGAUGCGGAUCUGGAAAGCUCACCAAAUUCUGAGGUGGUUUAUGACAUCACGAGUGGAAAUGAUUCGGGAAUGUUCUCCAUUGAUUUGGUGUCGGGAGUGCUGUUUGUUAACAACGAAUUGGACUAUGACACUGGAGAGUCGGAGUACAAUCUCGUAAUUAGAGCGUGUGAUAGUGCUAUCAAGCCCUUGUGCAGUCUUCAGCCUUUCCGCAUCCAACUGACUGACGAGAAUGACAAUGAACCGAAGUUCCCGGUAUCGGAAUACUUGGAAUUCGUUGGUGAGAAUGAGCCCAUAGGGGUGUCCGUGUUCACGGCCAGGGCUACGGAUAUGGAUAAAGGUGUCUUUGGCCAGGUGAACUACACGAUAGUCUCGUCAGCCGCCAGUGGAUAUUCGGACAUUGAUGAGUCGUGGAAGCUGUUCAAAGUGGAUCCCGAAACAGGAGUUGUUAACACAAAUGCCAUCUUUGACUAUGAGCAGAAGAAUCGAUACACGUUCACGAUCAAGGCUCGGGACAUUGGCGGAAAGACGGCGAGUGUGAGGGUGAGAGUGAUGAUUGAGAGUCGCGAUGAGUUCAGCCCUCAGUUCACGGAGAGAACGUAUCGCUUCAUACUGGCCACUCCGUCUUCUGGAUACCUUCCCGUUGGCUAUGUCGUGGGUCAUGUCACAGCCACCGACAGGGACAAGGGACCCGAUGGUCGAGUGAUCUACCAACUCUCCACUCAUCAUCCCUACUUCAAGAUGAACCGCACCACCGGCGCUGUGAUGGUGAAGAAGAAGGUGGACAAUGUUGCAGCGAGUCUUGAGGCUGGAAGAGACAUUAGUCUUGUGGUUCAGGCAAGUUCAGGCAGACAAGGUUCCUUAACCAACAUGACUGUUGUGGAGAUUGCGCUGGAUCCUUCAGCAGAUCCUGCAACGAACAUUGCUUCGGCCACUGGAAAUUCAGGCUCUGGAUCCGGCGGCAGUGGACUGGCCGAUUGGGCUCUGGGACUUCUCAUCUCUUUAAUCCUGGUUAUACUGUCAUUCGCAGCGGUGUUUGUCUUCCUCCACAUGCGCAACAGAAGACACAAGCAAGUGACCAAGCCGAGUUUGAGCUCAGAAACUGUUGGCAAUAGCAAUUCAUAUGUGGAUCCCUCGGCUUUUGACACGAUUCCCAUAAGAGGGAAUGCUGCUGGAGUUAGCACUACCGGACAGUUUGCUCCGCCGAAGUACGACGAGAUUCCGCCGUAUGGGCCACACACGGGGAGCUCUAAUUCCGGAGCCCCUACAACGUCUGAGUUGUCGGGAUCAGAGCAGUCGGGAUCGAGUGGGCGAGGAAGUGCGGAAGAUGGGGAUGAUGGAGAGGACGAAGAGAUCAGGAUGAUCAAUGAGGGACCUCUGCAGAGAGACACUGGCUUGCACAGGACGAACGAUGUGGACGGCAGGCUGUCUGGCAUUUCUGUGCAGAAUACUCAAGAGUACCUAGCAAGAUUGGGGAUUGUUGACAAUCCGGCAACAAACGGAGCGGGAUCGACGUCCUCACGACAUUGCUCGGAGAGUAUAGGUCCGGGGAGUGCCAAAGAUGCCAUUCUGCACCACACACUGCCCAUCGAUAGUCUGCACAACAUGUUCGAUGAGGAGCCUGGCGGAGAGUCAGAUAUCACGAAUCUCAUCUAUGCGAAGCUCAACGAUGUUGCUGGCGGCAGCGACCGGGCGAGCAGUGCCGAUGAAGCUGCAACAACUGCGGGCAGUAUAGGGGCUGCCGUGGAUCAUGUGAUGGUGAUGGGAGGCUUCGGGGAUGGACCAGUGGUUGGCGGUGGCAACACCGGACCCAGUAUGAAUGGGUCCCUGAGUUCCAUUGUACAUAGUGAAGAGGAGCUCACGGGCAGCUACAACUGGGAUUACUUGCUGGACUGGGGACCGCAGUACCAGCCGCUGGCGCAUGUCUUCAGCGAGAUCGCCCGCCUGAAGGAUGACACGUUGUCUGUGCACAGUGGAAACAGCGGCGCGUCGAGUGCCAAGAGCAAAGGAUCUCUGCAGCAUGCUGCCAAGCAUAUUCCGCCGCCCUUGCUCACGAACGUCGCUCCGAGAACCAUCAAUGCUAUGCCGGUGUUGCCAAGCCGAGGACCUGGCCAUCACUCUGUCCUCACGGCGCAUCAGUACCUCCUGCCGCGAUCGCCGAUCAGCCACGAUGCUCCCGGUGGCGGCUUCAGCACCUCCUCGGCCAUGUCGCCGAGUUUCUCGCCCUCCCUCAGUCCACUGGCCACUAGGUCGCCUUCCAUUUCGCCCCAUGUGAACUCUGGCCUGUCCACAUCGCAUCACAUGGUGUCCCUGCCGCAGCACCAGCCACAGCCGAUCCAGAGGAAGACACUCGAUCCGGAAAUGAGGGUACGCAUCUGAGUUGACCGGAGA